This is a messenger RNA of Trichobilharzia regenti, 2896 nucleotides long. NCBI's taxonomy places the organism in Eukaryota, Metazoa, Platyhelminthes, Trematoda, Strigeidida, Schistosomatidae. The record is from the annotation of a GenBank genome assembly.
GUACAUUGAAUUUCUGUAGACUCAUAGCGCGGUCUUUAUAAGUGAACUGUUGUUACUCAAAUGUCUCCAGUGGGCCGUUUUGUGGAUCUAAAAACACUAAAGAGAGGUGUAUUAAACGUCGCAAGUGCCUGUAAGGCUACGCAACAGAAAGAAAUUGUCAUUAAUCCCAGCAUAGAUGGCAUACAACUUCUCAAUGUACCAUCUCUUGGUCUCGGAUUUACGCGACUGGCUCUUGUCAUAAAAUCUGGUCCCAGGUAUGAAUCUUCUGAAAAUCGUGGCAUAAGUCACCUUCUUCGACGAUCCUUUGGAGUAUCUACUCCUGAGUAUACUAGUGUAAAUUUAACAAGACAUUUUCAACAAAUGGGUGCCCGUGUACAAUGUAAAACAACGCGUGAGCAUACCAUCUAUACAGUAGAUGUUGCGCCUAACUUUGCUACUCGAGCUGGUCAUCUUCUAUGCAAUAUGGCUUCAUCUCCGUGUUAUUAUGCUUGGGAGCUGAAAGAUACUAUCUAUCAUUUAAUGCGUAAAGAUGUUGAUAUUUUGAAUAGACGAAAUUUAAGUGGAUUGGCUUUUGAGUUAUUACACGAAGCAGCUUUUGGUACAAGUGAUUCAGGCUGUGGUUUAGGUAAUUCCUUGGUAGCACCGAUUGAUCGUGUUGGAUCACAUUCAUUUGAUCAAAUCGAAGCAUAUCAUAAAAGUCGAUUUAGUGCAGAAAAAUGUGUUUUGGGCAUUGUACAUGCAAACCCUGAUCGAGAUGGUAUGGAUAUACUGAAGACAGUGAAAAAUUCUGUUUAUCUUAAUCCUCCAAAAACAGAAACUAAAUCAGAAAGUCAUGGAUUUAUUGGAGGCGAAAUACGUCGAGAUUUAAAUGCUGCGUCUACUGUUUACGCGUAUUUAGCAUGGCCUGCUAAAGGAUCUUGUCCAGUAUAUGAUUUGAUUGUUUCUGCAUUGAAUGGUUCAUCAAAUCGAAUAGAGCAUGGUGGGAAUGCCUCCAAAUCUUUGCUGGCUAGUACAGUUGCUGAAGGUGACAGUGAAACUGAAGCUGUGGCUUUUCAUAAAUUAUACAGUGAUCAUGGUCUUUUUGGAGUGGCUGUAGCUGGAGCUUGCCCUAAAACAGUCGGGGCCAGAGUAAAACGUAUCAUUGAAGCACUGCGUUCUGCAAAUUUCACUGAGGAGAAUCUUAAGCAAGCUAAACAACUUUAUAGAGCUGAUCUGAUGUUUAGAUAUGAAAAUCCAUUGCAUACACUUAUUGAUAUUUCGACUAAUCUACUUUCAUCAGUUGAUAAGUGUAAAAAACCGACGGAAUUAGUCCCUGAAAUUGAUCAAGUCAAUGUAAACACUUUGAAUGAUGGCUAGUGAGACCGAUACGGAAGCCUCUAGGAUGACGUCCAUAGCACAUGUCCAAUCCACUGAAGCCGGUGUUUUCAGAUGAUGGCACUUAAUCAGUGUGUCCAAACAUCCUUUGCCGGACCUCGGAAUUACUUAUGCGAUGAUAGCAUCUAACGCAAUCAAUCCUACGGAAACAGUGAUGAUCGAGGAGUAUGCGGGGAUCCCCACAUGCUAAGUUCGGAGAGGUCAGGUUUCGCAGGCGUAGAGCUAGACAGCGCGCAGCAUAUAGAUAAACGCUACAGUAUUGAAUUUCAUAUAUAGUAUUCAUCGAUAACCAUAACUGGUUAACAUGUAUAAUUUAAUAUUCAAGUGGUCAUUAAUAGCCAUAUUUCAUUUAUAUAUAAAGCACUUUCACUACCUAUGGUAACUUUUAUAAUCGUUGUUCUUUUUGCUACAACUACUUUUGAUAUAUUACAUUAUAGGCUUUAAAGAAGACCGUAAAAGAUAAUCAAGUUGCCUUCUCAUUGGUUGGUCCCAAUCUCGGUUCUAUUGCACCGAUUCAAGUAUUGCUGAAGGCGUAAUCAUCAUCGUCACUGUGUAAACAGUCUUUGUUUUCCUUUUCCUCAUUAUAUUCUCUUCUCUUUUCACUUUUUUCUAUGCGCGCGUGUGUGCACGCACACACCCAGAGGCUACCUACUGUAGAGAAGUGUAGUUAGUAUUGUUAUUUUGAGACAGAAAGGGAGACAACGAGAGGGAGAGAGAGACAGUGUUUAUAUGAUUUGAGAUUACCAUACUUCACUUAUUCUACUUCUUUUGUCGCUUAGUUUCAUUCAGUCUAGUGGUAGUAUAUUAAUGAAGUUUAUUCACCCCACCCCCCUCUUCGCCUCUCUAGUGGUGGUGGCGGUGUAGUAGCCAACAAGUUUUUGGAAUAAAAUGAUGUUCUUCUGCUUGUUUUUUUAAUGAGAAAAAUUAAUAAAUGCUUAGGUCUUUUUAUUAUUAUUUUUUCAUUUAAUCUAUUGCGUUGGUGAGUGAGUGGUCAUGAUUUCUCGUGUCAGUCAUCAACUUGGCAGAAAACAAUUCCUUAGGGACUUCAUACAAAGAUGUAUGUGUGUGUGUGGUUGGUGGGAGUUUUAAACACCUCUAUCAGAUGUAAAUUGGUGGGUGAUGAUUAGCAGUGGAGUCCACGUGGAUGUGCACUUCGUCCUCUUUGUGACUGGCUGGAUGUACCUGUAUUCCCCAGUAAGUGAAUCAAUGAUGGUGUUCCCCACCCCCCUCGCUGAGGCUCAGAUCCAGUACCUAUAGUUUCAAACACCAUAACAGGUUAUCCAUUAGACCAUUUGCGCCACGAGAGCGUCAAAUUAUGUAGUGGGGCAUCGCCGAAGCAUCUGUACAAGUGGCGUAUAUGUCAACCUGAGGCCGAACACGUUGCUGUUCAAUCAGUCAGCGGGAAAGUUCAACGUGGAUUAAAAAAUUAAAUGGAUUUAUAUCAAUGUAAUGGCAGAUAGCGUCGGUGGCAUAGGGUUAGGACGCUCACGGACCAGGCACAUGGUCUGGGGUUCGAUCCUAG